AUGGGCAUUCUCAUUCCACUCGUCUCGGUAUCCGCUUUCUGGGCCAUCAUCGGAUUCGGCGGACCAUGGAUCGUGCCGAAGGGACCAAACAAAGGAAUCAUCCAACUGAUGAUCGUCAUGACCGCUGUUUGCUGCUGGAUGUUCUGGAUCAUGGUCAGUUCCAACAUUCAGUUCAUCCCAGUAACUCUACUCAUUUUCAGGUGUUCCUCCACCAGCUGAAUCCUCUGAUCGGUCCACAAAUCAACGUGAAGACGAUUCGUUGGAUUUCCGAGAAAUGGGGAGAUGCCAAGGGACUCAUCGACAAGUAG
Molecule: messenger RNA, 308 nt
Organism: Caenorhabditis sp. 36 PRJEB53466
Lineage: Eukaryota; Metazoa; Nematoda; Chromadorea; Rhabditida; Rhabditidae
Source: the annotation of a GenBank genome assembly